AUGUCGAGCGAUGAAGUCGCUGCGUGUCGACAGUGCUUGGAGAGCCAUUUACAGUCACUAGUCGACCGUAGAGGCAGCUCACGGGACUCUGCUGUCAGCGACGGCGAGUGCGGAAAUCUACUCGAAGACAUACGGAGAAUAUGGACACGCCACAAUAACGUCCAAUGGACUGUGGAUCAUUCGCCCGUCGACACUGCUCUCCGCGAGCUGCUCUUCGAUCUGAUCUCCGCCAUCUCAAUCACCGAGCCCGCGUUCAUCGAGGUGUGGUACCUCCUCGACAUCACCACCAUCCUCGCCGAUCAUGGCCUCUCCGAACCAGCCUCGAAUUUCCUCAUGAUCGAGAACCUCCUCGAUAGCCAGACUGUCAGCGGAUGUAGGAGAGUGUUUGACUAUCUUGAGUCAAGAAGAGAGAGACUGACCGCCAAGAAUUUCGACAGAAAGACACUGGUCAUACUGCGGUGCUGCAAUGAACUCUUGCGGCGUCUGUCACGAGCGGAGGAUACUGUCUUCUGUGGUCGAGUAUUCAUCUUUCUCUUCCAAAGCUUCCCGCUCGGGGAUCGAAGCUCAGUCAACUUGAGAGGAGUGUUUCACACAGAAAAUGUCACGCAUUUUGAUGCGGACCAGAAACCCUCGGCCGAUGCUGUGAAGCCGAUGGAUGUCGACGUCGAGGGUGGCUUCCCUUCGUCGUCAGGCGCGCGUACACCGGCUUCUGGGGUAGAUGUGGACACGACGCAAAAGACUGGCAGGAACACACCUUUGCCUGCGAGAUCGAAGCCAGACACCAAGCUCGCGCCUCCAGAUCUGGACAGUCUCUAUCCGCAAUUCUGGUCGCUGCAGAAUCUUUUCUCUCAGCCAACGACUUUGUUUGAGCCAACAGGCCUGAAGCAGUUUAAGGAUGGUAUGGCGGCUGUGCUGGCCUGCUUCAAGGCGCUCUCCGCCAACACAGCCAGCAGUUCCGCGGCUCCAGACCGUGGUACCAAGCGGAAACGUGGCGAAACAGAUGGAGCGACGACAUCACAGCCAUACAACCCGAAGUAUCUGACCAACCGGGAUCUGUUCGACCUCGAGGUUCAUGAUGUUGCUUUUCGACGGCACAUCCUAGCACAAGCCCUGAUUAUGCUCGACUUUCUGCUAUCGCUAUCACCCUCUGCGAAGGCUAAGAACCAAGGCCUGACGAAUAAUUCAGUCUUGUACGGCUUCACACUGUCGGAUGAGGAUGUCAAAUACUGUCAGACCACGCGCAACGCCAUCGCAGGAUUCUUGCAGCAACAAGGCCCCGGAAAUGAUGGCAAGUCAUAUUACAGAAUGGUCGACACCGUACUUAGUCGGGACAAGAACUGGGCAAGGUGGAAGGCUAGUGCAUGUCCACCAAUUCAGAAGCCUGCAGUUGGAGUGGACGUAUUCAUGACUUCCCAGCGGUCUCUUCUUGAGACGACAGGAAAACGACCCUUUCCGAAUCCUCCUGGUGCACAAGACUUCGACUUCUUGGCGCAUGCUGAGCCUCUCGAGGCACUCAAACAUCCGAGCCAGAGAGAGGACAUUCGCAGCCUAGAAGACUAUUACAACGAGAUUGAGGCCGCAAAGCUGGACGAAGACUUCGCGACGGACGAAGAGAAGAAGGAGCUGCAGGAGAAGAUCCAAGGCUCGCUGUGGCGCGCACUACGAGCAAGUGCUUUGGUUGGCCGUCGCUUCGAAUUGUGUGAGAAGAUCAAGGACGGAGUAAAUACCAAGGCAUUGAAAGGCGAAGAAACACCACCUGCAGAAGAGGUCGAGGCAGAGCCCGUACAGUCAGAAGCGGAAGAGGUGAAGCCCUCCACGAACGGCCAUGCCAGCGCCACGGAAGACGUCGGUUCGGCCGCUGGCACGCCCAUACCACAGAUCGACGGUGCAGAUGAUGCGCCUCAAGCGAACGGUGAAGAUAUUGCUGAGAGCCAAGCAGAGAACGAGGGCGAGGACGAUGCCGAAUUCGCACCACCCGGAGCCAUGGACAUUGACGAUGGAGGUAUCAGCGGCGCUCCAGAGGUCGAUGUGCCUGUGCCAGCAGACGAGGAACCCGCGCAAAUCGAUGAUGGGACUGCUGAAGAGGCAGCUUAG
Cyphellophora attinorum is the source of this 2094-nucleotide messenger RNA. RefSeq names its product THO complex subunit 1. Gene Ontology annotation, biological process: regulation of DNA-templated transcription elongation; mRNA export from nucleus. The transcript has a single exon. The coding region runs from base 1 to 2094 and encodes 697 amino acids. Gene Ontology annotation, cellular component: THO complex part of transcription export complex. The record is from RefSeq and is a predicted model, not a curated record. NCBI's taxonomy places the organism in Eukaryota, Fungi, Ascomycota, Eurotiomycetes, Chaetothyriales, Cyphellophoraceae.